Messenger RNA from Lycium ferocissimum, 689 nucleotides. RefSeq names its product homeobox-leucine zipper protein HAT22-like. The transcript has 3 exons. The record is from RefSeq and is a predicted model, not a curated record. The coding region runs from base 144 to 545 and encodes 133 amino acids. Gene Ontology annotation, molecular function: DNA binding. NCBI's taxonomy places the organism in Eukaryota, Viridiplantae, Streptophyta, Magnoliopsida, Solanales, Solanaceae.
ACUCUUUUUCUUUUUCAUUUUUCUUUCUAUAAACCUCUAAUAUAUUGACAAUACUACUUUGUUAAAGUUUAAUUCUCAUUUCACUCCAAAUCCCUUCUUUAAAUCUUUGCUUAUCAACUUCAUCAGAGUUCACAAAUUGUAACAUGAACCCUCGAGUUAAUUCGUCGGUUUCUUCGUUUUCUAACACAAGUGUCAAAAGGGAAAGAGAUGCUAGCCUUGAAAAAGAAGUACAAUUAGAGACCAAUAAAGUUAAAAUAAUUUCUCCAAAGGCAUUAGUUGAUGAUCAAGAUCAUGAUGAAGAUGUUCAUGAGUAUGGUACGAGGAAGAAACUUAGACUCAGUAAGGAGCAAUCUGAUGUUUUAGAAGAUAGCUUCAAAGAGCACACUACUCUUAAUUCUAAGCAAAAGCGAGAUCUAGCGAGACGAUUAAGCUCAGGUCCUCGACAAGUGGAAGUAUGGUUUCAGAAUCGAAGAGCCAGGGCCAAGCUGAAGCAAACAAAAGUAGACUUUGAAAUACUUCAAAAAAUUAAAGACCUACGCUUUUGAAGAGCAAUCCGUGCAAAAAAAUGGAAGCUGUCCGGUUGGUCCAUGGGGUUGGAAUAUCUUUUGCUCCUUUUCUUUUGGUUGAGAAGAUAUAUAUUAUGUACAUCUCUAAUAUGCAUCAAUACAAAGAAGCCUUUGAGUUUUCUU